Molecule: messenger RNA, 3918 nt
Organism: Empidonax traillii (willow flycatcher)
Lineage: Eukaryota; Metazoa; Chordata; Aves; Passeriformes; Tyrannidae
Gene: CACNA1A
Product: calcium voltage-gated channel subunit alpha1 A
Exons: 26
Coding region: 1-3888 (1295 amino acids)
Biological process (GO): chemical synaptic transmission; calcium ion import across plasma membrane
Cellular component (GO): voltage-gated calcium channel complex; neuronal cell body; membrane
Molecular function (GO): high voltage-gated calcium channel activity
Source: RefSeq, a predicted model, not a curated record
AUGGGGACCAUCCUGGGACAUCCCCUCCCCCCGUCCCCAUCCCAGGUUAUCAUCGGAAGCAUCUUCGAGGUGAUCUGGGCUGUUGUGAAGCCAGGAACAUCCUUCGGGAUCAGCGUCCUGCGAGCUCUCAGGUUACUGCGCAUCUUCAAAGUCACCAAGUACUGGGCUUCCCUGCGGAACCUGGUGGUGUCCCUGCUCAACUCCAUGAAGUCCAUCAUCAGCCUCCUCUUCCUCCUCUUUCUCUUCAUUGUCGUCUUCGCCCUUUUGGGGAUGCAGCUCUUCGGGGGACAGUUCAAUUUUGAUGACGGGACCCCUCCCACCAACUUCGACACUUUCCCAGCAGCAAUAAUGACGGUGUUUCAGAUCCUGACGGGGGAAGACUGGAACGCGGUGAUGUACGACGGCAUCAAAUCUCAGGGCGGCGUCAAGGGGGGGAUGGUUUUCUCCGUCUACUUCAUCGUCCUCACCCUCUUCGGCAACUACACCCUCCUCAACGUCUUCUUGGCCAUCGCCGUUGACAACUUGGCCAACGCGCAGGAGCUCACCAAGGAUGAGCAGGAGGAGGAAGAAGCUGCCAACCAGAAGCUGGCGCUGCAGAAGGCGAAGGAGGUGGCUGAGGUCAGCCCGCUCUCCGCGGCCAACAUGUCCGUCACCAUGAAGGAGCAGCAGAAGAACCAGAAACCUUCUAAAUCCGUGUGGGAGCAGCGCACGAGCGAGCUGCGGAAGCAGAACCUGCUGGCGAGCCGGGAGGCGCUUUACAGCGAGCUGGAGCCCGAGGAGCGCUGGAAGGUGCCCUACGCGCGGCACCUGCGCCCGGACAUGAAGACACACCUGGACCGGCCGCUGGUCGUGGACCCGCAGGAGAACCGCAACAACAACACCAACAAGAUGCGCCCCGGGGACCCCCCGCCCGACCCCCGCUUUGGGCCACUGCGGCAGCCCCGCUACCCCGACCCCGGCGGUGCCCCCCGGCCCGCCGAGCCCCCCGGGGCCCCCCCCGCGCGCCGCCCCCGCAGCCGGAGCCGGGAGCCCGGGCGGGAACCGAGCCCCGAGCGCGGCUUUGGGGAUGGGGAGCGGCACAAGCCGCGGCACCGGAGCCGCGACGGCCGCGCCGGGUCCCCCGAGCGGGAGCAUCGGAGGCACCGCGGGCACCGCCGGGGGACCGAGGAGGGCGAGGAGGGGGGACCGAAGCCCGAGAGGCGCCCGCGGCACCGGGACGGGGCCCGGCCGGCCCGGGGGGACGGGGAUGGGGAGCACCACGGGGACGGUGAGAGGCGGCGGCGGCACCGGCACGGGCCACCCCCCGGCUACGACGGAGAGGGCAGGAGGGAGGACAAGGAGCGGCGGCACCGCAGGAGGAGGGAGCAGCAGAUCCCCCCGGCGCCAUCGGGCCCGACGCUCUCGACCACCCGCCCCAUCCAGCAGGACAUGGGGCGCCGGGACCCCCCCGUGGCCGAGGACAUCGACAACAUGAAGAAUAACAAACUGGCCACUUCUGAGCCCCCCGUGCCCCCCACCAUGGGCAACCACACCCCCUGCCCCGCCGGGGCCCCCUCCCGCCGGCCCCCUCCCACCACCAACCUCCCGCCCCCUGAAAACAGCCUGGUGGUCACCAACCCCGGCCCCCCCUCCAACAACAACCCCUCCAAGGGUGGGGGGAAACCUGAGCACACGGCCGUGGACAUCCCACCCCCCUUCCCGCCGCCCCCCAGCAACGCCCUGGUCCAAGUGAACAAGAACGCCAACCCUGAGCCACUGCCCCGCAAGGAGGAGGAGGAGGAGAAGAAGGAGGAAGGCGACGGGCAGGACGAGAACGGCCCCAAGCCCAUGGUGCCCUACAGCUCCAUGUUCAUCCUCUCCACCACCAACCCGUUCCGCCGGCUGUGCCACUACAUUGUGAACCUGCGGUACUUCGAGAUGUGCAUCCUCAUGGUCAUCGCCAUGAGCAGCAUCGCCUUGGCCGCCGAGGACCCCGUGCAGCCCAACGCCCCCCGGAACAAUGUGUUACGCUACUUCGACUACGUCUUCACGGGGGUCUUCACCUUUGAGAUGGUGAUCAAGAUGGUGGAUCUGGGGCUGGUGCUUCACCAAGGUGCCUAUUUCCGGGACCUGUGGAACAUUCUGGAUUUCAUUGUGGUCAGCGGGGCCCUGGUGGCCUUCGCCUUCACUGGCAGCAGCAAGGGGAAGGACAUCAAUACCAUUAAGUCCCUCCGUGUCCUCCGCGUCCUCCGGCCCCUCAAGACCAUCAAGAGGCUGCCCAAGCUCAAGGCGGUUUUUGACUGCGUGGUGAACUCGCUGAAGAACGUCCUCAACAUCCUCAUCGUCUACAUGCUCUUCAUGUUCAUCUUCGCCGUGGUGGCCGUGCAACUCUUCAAGGGCAAGUUCUUCUACUGCACUGACGAAUCCAAGGAGUUCGAGAAGGACUGCAGGGGCGAGUACCUGGUGUACGAGAAGGACAACGAGGUGAAGGCGCAGAAGCGGGAGUGGAAGAAGUACGAGUUCCACUACGACAACGUGCUCUGGGCGCUGCUCACCCUCUUCACCGUCUCCACCGGCGAGGGGUGGCCGCAGGUCCUCAAGCACUCGGUGGACGCCACGUAUGAGAAUCAAGGGCCGAGCCCCGGGUACCGGAUGGAGAUGUCCAUCUUCUACGUCGUCUACUUCGUCGUCUUCCCCUUCUUCUUUGUCAACAUCUUCGUGGCCUUGAUCAUCAUCACCUUCCAGGAGCAGGGGGACAAGAUGAUGGAGGAGUACAGCCUGGAGAAGAACGAGAGGGCCUGCAUCGACUUCGCCAUCAGUGCCAAGCCACUGACUCGGCACAUGCCCCAGAACCGCCAGAGCUUCCAGUACCGCAUGUGGCAGUUUGUGGUGUCCCCCCCCUUCGAGUACACCAUCAUGGCCAUGAUCGCCCUCAACACCAUCGUCCUCAUGAUGAAGUUCUACGACGCCUCUGACACCUACGAGAACGUCCUCAAGAUGUUCAACAACGUCUUCACCUCCCUCUUCUCCCUCGAGUGUCUUCUCAAGAUCAUGGCAUUUGGUGUCCUGAACUACUUCCGUGAUGCCUGGAACAUCUUCGACUUCGUGACGGUCCUGGGGAGCAUCACGGACAUCCUGGUGACGGAGUUCGGGAACAACUUCAUCAACCUGAGCUUCCUGAGGCUGUUCCGAGCCGCACGGCUCAUCAAGCUGCUGCGCCAGGGCUACACCAUCCGCAUCCUGCUCUGGACCUUCGUCCAGUCCUUCAAGGCCCUGCCCUACGUGUGCCUCCUCAUCGCCAUGCUCUUCUUCAUCUACGCCAUCAUUGGGAUGCAGGUGUUCGGGAACAUCGGGAUCGAGGAGGAGGACGAUGAAUCCGCCAUCACCCAACACAACAACUUCCGCACCUUCUUCCAGGCGCUGAUGCUGCUCUUCAGGAGUGCCACCGGGGAGGCCUGGCACGAGAUCAUGCUGUCGUGCCUCAGCGGGAAGCCAUGUGACCAGAACUCGGGCAUCAAGGAGGACGAGUGUGGCAACGAGUUCGCCUACUUCUACUUCGUGUCCUUCAUCUUCCUCUGCUCCUUCCUGAUGCUGAACCUGUUUGUCGCCGUCAUCAUGGACAACUUUGAGUACCUGACGCGGGACUCGUCGAUCCUGGGCCCGCACCACCUGGACGAGUACGUGCGGGUCUGGGCCGAGUACGACCCUGCCGCCUGCGGGCGCAUCCACUACCGGGACAUGUACAGUUUGUUGCGCGUGAUCUCCCCCCCCCUGGGGCUGGGCAAGAAAUGCCCCCAUAGGGUGGCCUGCAAGGGGCCGCCUGACCCUCGCCGACAUGUACGAAAUGCUGCGACAAAUGUCGCCGCCGCUGGGGCUGGGCACGAGCUGCCCCCCCCGCGUGGCCUAUAAGGUAGAAUAUCCCCCCCGGGGGCAUCCCCC